Cyclopterus lumpus (lumpfish) is the source of this 1508-nucleotide messenger RNA. RefSeq names its product organic solute carrier partner 1a (gene oscp1a). Gene Ontology annotation, biological process: transport. Bases 1 to 1164 code for a protein of 387 amino acids. Gene Ontology annotation, cellular component: cytoplasm; plasma membrane. NCBI's taxonomy places the organism in Eukaryota, Metazoa, Chordata, Actinopteri, Perciformes, Cyclopteridae. The transcript is spliced from 11 exons. The record is from RefSeq and is a predicted model, not a curated record.
AUGUCUGUAAGAACUCUCCCCCUGGUUUUCAUUAAUCUGGGUGGAGAGAUGCUUUACAUACUGGAUCAACGCCUACAAGCUCUCAACACGUCCGAGGACAAUUCAGAGAAAGGAGUCUGGUCAGAACAUGACAGAAAAAGAGUCUUGAAUGACAUUGUUGGGGCCAUGUUUAGUAAAGACUUUAUGGAUGAACUUCUCAAACCCCAGCAGCUGUAUUCUCACAGGACACUGAAAACAGUGCUAACUCGGUUAGCGCACGCCUCCAUCAUGAGGCUGAACCAGGCCAGCAUGGACAAGCUUUACGAGCUGAUGGUCAUGGCGUUCAAAUAUCAGGUCUUCCUUUGUCCACGGCCUAAAGACUUGCUGCUCAUCACUUACAAUCACAUAGAUACCAUCAGGGAAUUUGUAAGACACACUCCUGUGGUGGUGAACCAAGUGGACGAGACACAUAGGAAGAUCAUUGAGAUAUACUCAUCUUUGGCAGAGGGGGAUUUCCAGCUGCUCAGACAAACACUGCUCAUAUUUUUUCAAGACAUGCACAUUCGUGUGUCACUUUUCCUCAAAAACAAAGUCCAGAAUCCCAACGGACGUUUUGCCCUGUCGCCAUCUGGCCCAGUGCCUCAUGGGAUAGAUGUUCCAGGGCUUAUUAGGAUGUUUGACAGAAAGGGCAGAGAAGUGAGACGUGGCGAGUUCCCCACAGGAGGAAGUUACACCAGCCCCAUCAGACAGGGAUGCUUUGCACUGCAUGGAAACAGAGUCAUCACACUGGGCAUGAACAUGUACACCGAGAACCAUCCAGAGGAGACACACACAUCCAAGGCUCCUUCUGUCAAGAAGGAUGACGCUCCCAACCUGCUGGCCAAAGAGGAGCUCAAUCUGCUGGCUCGUCUGAUGGGAAGCAUGAAGGCCGAGGACAUGCCCGAAACUGAAACUGGCUUUCGGAUCAACCUGUUUACUUCAGACCAAGAGGAGGAGGAUGCGGGAGCUUCAGGUGGAGCUGAGCAGUGCUUGUUCGGAGUUAUAAAUAUUCAAGCAAUGCAGGAUGAACAGGCUGCAACUCAGCUCGCCCGAAUUGCCGGACAGUUUGCCGAAGGAGGCGAGAUGCCUGAAGAGCUCAGCAGCAGCAAAGGAGACGACCUCCUGGCCAUGAUGGACGAACUCUGACCCAAUUGUGUCGACUUUUAAUUAUCGUUUCAACUUUACUGCCCAACUCUUUACCUCAGGUCAGAUCACUUUAAUGGUCACCGUGAACUUCGAUUUUAACCUGCAAAACAUAUAAUUGGUGCGUUCUGUUCUUCACCAUGUGGUAAAACAUUGAGGAAGAUUAGAGAGUAACACAAAUAUACAAUGACUCAUACUGUCGCACCUGAACAAUUACUUUAUUUUAAAUUAGUUUCACUUGGACAAGUGCUACAUGAAUGCAGUGGAUAUUGUAAGACCUGCUAUAUUUGAUAUGCAUUUUCUGUAUAAUAAUUGUAUGUGGUCAAUAAAUAAAUAUAUUUAUUUGG